AUGAAAGUAUUCAGUAUCAGUCAGGGCUCACUACUCAAGUCAAUCACGACCAAGUCAGGGUGUAUCCCAGAAGACAUAGCAGUUACAAAACAUGGUCAUCUUGUUUAUACUGAUCCCAGAGACAGAACUGUUAACAUUGUGAAGAAUAGAAAGAUAAAGACUGGGUACCUGCGCAGCACAGUUAAGGCUGCAUUUGAUGAUGAGGGUAAACCUCUCUUCUCAUAUGGUUAUACUAAAUACAUCAGUGAGAAUAAGAACCUGGAUAUCUGUGUGGCUGAUAAUAAUGCAGAAGCAGUAGUAGUCGUCAAUCUGGCCGGGAAACUGAGAUUUAGGUACAAUGGGCAUAAAUCUGCUCUAGGGAGUAAAAGUCACAUCCUGACAGCGGAUUCCGUCAAUAACUGUGUCCACAUCAUUGAUCAGAAUGGACAUUCCUAA
Molecule: messenger RNA, 435 nt
Organism: Saccostrea echinata
Lineage: Eukaryota; Metazoa; Mollusca; Bivalvia; Ostreida; Ostreidae
Exons: 2
Coding region: 1-435 (144 amino acids)
Source: RefSeq, a predicted model, not a curated record